UUUUUGAACGAAAAAUGCGCGAAUUUGUAGUUCACGAUUCUACGCAAGAGGUCCUCACAGUUUCUUCAAUUGUUCUCAACUUUGUUGAUCAGUUGCAUGUGUUGCAAGAUACAAAUUUUACAAGAUUUAUUUAACGCGAAUAAACGAAAUAUCAAUUACUAGGGAGACGAAAAAUUGUCAAAAUGACUUUAAAUCCAACUACGAAACAAAGAAUAGCCAUCGUUUUGGAUGUCAGUAAAUUUGUGUUUCAGUGGGGCUUUAUUCCUGCUGUCCUCUUCUUAGGAUUCAGAAAAGGUGCAGACCCGGGAAUGCCCGAAUUAUCUGUUAUGAACUUGUUGUGGCAGUAAAUUCUCCUUUUUCUCCUGAAAAAUCAUGUAUUAUAUAUGUUACACAUAAAAUACAAUAAGACUAAUAUGUGACUAUCAUAUGAUGAUUCUCUCCCAUAAUCCAGAGUAAUUGAUUGUAUUUUAUUGAAUAAAUAUUAAAUAUUAUUAAGUGAA
Molecule: messenger RNA, 500 nt
Organism: Camponotus floridanus (Florida carpenter ant)
Lineage: Eukaryota; Metazoa; Arthropoda; Insecta; Hymenoptera; Formicidae
Gene: Tom7
Product: mitochondrial import receptor subunit TOM7 homolog
Exons: 3
Coding region: 183-347 (54 amino acids)
Biological process (GO): protein import into mitochondrial matrix
Cellular component (GO): mitochondrial outer membrane translocase complex
Source: RefSeq, a predicted model, not a curated record